Polypterus senegalus (gray bichir) is the source of this 2332-nucleotide messenger RNA. RefSeq names its product forkhead box protein C2-like. The record is from RefSeq and is a predicted model, not a curated record. NCBI's taxonomy places the organism in Eukaryota, Metazoa, Chordata, Cladistia, Polypteriformes, Polypteridae. Gene Ontology annotation, biological process: cell differentiation; regulation of transcription by RNA polymerase II; anatomical structure morphogenesis. Gene Ontology annotation, molecular function: DNA-binding transcription factor activity, RNA polymerase II-specific; RNA polymerase II cis-regulatory region sequence-specific DNA binding. Bases 289 to 1701 code for a protein of 470 amino acids. The transcript has a single exon.
UAGGAGUUUAACUUAUACGGGCGUCUUGGCAGUUUCUUUGACUUCGUUUUAUUUUCGCUUUUUAAAAAUUUAAUGUCAGCGUUUACCUCAAAUAGCUGUUGCAAAGCUGACAGAGACUGUUUUUAUUUUAUCUUACUUUAAAGAGGACAAGGAUGAAUAUGUGCAGCCAUCUCUGAGAACAUCUGAGGAUUUAAUUUAUUGUAAUAUUUAAACAUUGCUGUUAACUGUAGAUUUCUUUUAUCACGGCAAUUGCGAACUAUAGCUGGUUUACCUUUGUUUGAAUCCUCGAUGAUGCAAGCACGCUAUUCAGUGCCAGAUCCCAACACUUUGGGAGUCGUCCCGUACCUGAGUGAGCAGAAUUACUACAGGACAGCCGGCAGUUAUGGCAGCAUGCCCACUCCGAUGACUGUUUAUUCUAGCCACGAACAGUACACAACGGGUAUGGCCAGACCCUAUGGACCUUAUCAUCACCAGCAAACGGCACCCAAGGACUUGGUUAAGCCUCCUUACAGCUACAUUGCGCUGAUCACCAUGGCAAUUCAAAACGCUCCUGAUAAGAAAAUCACUCUCAAUGGAAUUUAUCAGUUUAUCAUGGAUCGCUUCCCUUUCUACCGUGAAAAUAAACAAGGCUGGCAGAACAGCAUACGUCACAACUUGUCCCUAAACGAGUGCUUUGUGAAAGUACCACGGGAUGAUAAAAAGCCUGGCAAAGGCAGCUACUGGAGUUUGGACCCGGACUCUUACAACAUGUUUGAAAACGGCAGCUUCCUUAGAAGGAGGAGACGAUUUAAGAAAAAGGACGUCGCACGAGAUAAAGAUGACAGGUCGGGCCAAAUCAAGGACCAAAUAAAAAUCCAGGGGCCGGUCUCCAAGGGGGAUGGCACCUCUAAAGAAGCGCAUGUUGUUGAAAAGAAGGUGGUGAUAAAAAGCGAAGCGUCUUCUCCUGAUAUCCCGGUAAUUACUAAAGUAGAGAGCAGGAGUCCGGAGAGCGGCAGUGCAAUGCAAGGAAGCCCUCGGAGUGUUACAUCCACCCCGUCCGUGUCCACGGACAGCUCAAUGCACGACCAUCACCCUUCAAGCAACGGGCUUUCGGGGUUUAGUGUGGAAAACAUAAUGACCUUAAGAACGUCUCCACAGGGAGACCUGAGUCCGGUGUCCGCUCCGUCCAGCAGGACGAGCUUGGGGCCGUCUUUGAGCUAUCCCCAAUCAUCUUUAUACAGUCAGACUUGCAACCAGACCAUGGACUCCAGUGCGAGCUACCAGUGCAGCAUGAGGGCAAUGAGCCUUUACACAGGUGAGCGAACUGCACACAUGUGCGUUCCAGCUAAUUUGGAGGAUACCAUCUCCGAUCACCACGGCAGCGCCAACUCUCCGCUUAACACGAUGACCAUAGGGGCAAACCAGGAGGGCUCUCUGACUACGGCUCACCAUCAACAAACAGGUGGCACGGGACAAACUGCAUCUUGGUACUUAAAUCACAGUUCAGAUCUCGGCCAUCUGUCUGGUCACACGUUUAGUAGUCAACAGCAACCCUUCCCAAACGUGAGAGAUAUGUUCAGCUCUCAUCGGCUCGGAGUCGACAGCUCAGCACUCAGUGAACAUCAGGUGAACGGAAAUGCCAGCUGUCAGAUCCCUUAUCGUUCCACGGCUUCUAUUUAUCGCCACACAGGCCAUUAUGCCUAUGACUGCACAAAAUAUUGAUCUUAAUUGUGCUAACCCUGAACAAAACCUGCACGAGUUCAACUUUCCAGUGGGAGGAAAGAAGUGAGGCCAUUUUCAAGGUAUAGAUUAUGUAAAUGUAUCGUUUUGUGUUUGCUCAAGAUGCAGUUGCUAUCUGUAAAGAACAGGAAUAGGAAAACAAAACUACUUGAAUAAUGAGUCUGUGCCAAGGUUUGGUUAACGGAAUAGUGUGUGGACCAGUGUUACGGUGGACGUGUACAAAUGAACUGUUUCAAGUUUUUUUUAUAUAUGUUAUAUUAUACAUUUUGUAAAGUUUACGAAUCUGAAAUUGGGCUCCAUUAACCGAGCCAUUAAGUAUUAUAUUUAAAGUUGAGUUCACUGGAUUAUUUUGUAUAUUUCCAAUAAUCUUAAAUCCAUAUUGUGUUCUUUUUAUCUUAUUCACAUAAAUGUCAGCAGUAUUUUAUGAUAUUGCAAAGCAACUAAUUUAUUUAGGAGAGAAAUGUUUUCUUUUCUGGCUCGCUGAUGUUUUGUUUUCGGGUGUUUUUAUUUUCAGCAUCCUAAACAUUCCUUACCAUGUUAAAUGUCUGUCCUUUUAGACUCACUACCAUAUGUUGUACUUAAGUUUAAAAUAAAUGUUUUUUCUUUUUCAUUA